Aspergillus glaucus CBS 516.65 is the source of this 1791-nucleotide messenger RNA. RefSeq lists its product as uncharacterized. The coding region runs from base 1 to 1791 and encodes 596 amino acids. The record is from RefSeq and is a predicted model, not a curated record. Lineage: Eukaryota; Fungi; Ascomycota; Eurotiomycetes; Eurotiales; Aspergillaceae. The transcript is spliced from 2 exons.
AUGGGCAAUGCCGAAUCAAAAUCGCACCACUUCGACGAUCUGCCGGAGACGAGUUCAUUCCGGAUAGUCAAACUCAUGCCCGGCAAACGCAGAGACCCGAUGUUCUGCGAGACGGAAAUCGCAGACUUGCACGGCCCUCCUAAAUUCGAAGCCAUUUCUUACAUCUGGGACGACUCGACCGCGAAGAUAACUGUUACUUGUGACAAGGUAAAACUUAAGAUCAGUGCAAACCUUCAGAGAGCACUGGUCCAUCUCCGGUUGGAAGACGAACCGCGGUAUUUAUGGGCUCAUGAACUAUGUGUCGACCGAAAAAACACCGCCGAACGAAGCCAUCAAGCCCGUCUCGUGCACGCCAUUUACAGAGCAUCCCAGAAAACACUUAUUUGGAUUGGAUCGGACACCGCUGGACAUCUGGCUGAGAUUGCCGUUAAAUCGAUCAUUCAAAUCUCAGAUUUCCUCUGCCGCUCUCUUCAACGUUACCUCCCGGAAAUCAGCGUGACUAGCAAUGUCUACCGAGAUAUCAUAUACGAAAACCGCAAGAAACUUCCCUCUCCCAACAAAUGCGAAUUCAGCACCGAGACAAUAUGGCAUUCCUUGAUUUGGUUCUACUCGCACGCAUACUUUACGGGCGUAUCCAUUUUCGAAGAAAUAAACGCGAACAAACGUCGAUCAGUCCAAUGCGGUCAUGAAACUGUGGAAUGGGAACGGGUAGAGCUGGUUGCGGGCUAUAUGAUUUUGGAUGGAGCAUUUUCCAAACGUUUUGGAUUUGAUAAGACACACUGCUGGUGGGCAACGAUAUUGACGACCGGACAAAUUCGGCAGCCGAGGAACUGGCUCACGACGCUGUAUCUCGCAUCGAAUUUUAAAAGCGCGGAUCCUCGAGACAAGGUAUACGGUCUACGCGGUCUGCUGAAACACUCUAUCGUGACGCCUGUGCUGGAACCUGACUACAGCAAACCAUUACGAGAUGUCUACCGGGACGCCGUCGAAGCAUCAUUCCUUAAAUUUCACAACCUCGAUGCUCUGCUAUACGUCGCAGCAAACGAGAGUCCAUCGUGGAUUCCUCAUUGGGAUAAACCGAUGCUAUUCCGAAAUCCGUUCAGGUUUAGCAGCCCCGUACCAUGGAGGCCAGCCGGAGAUAGAGAGCCGGCAUGGAUUAUCGACCCAGCCACCAAUAUCCUGACCGUCUCUGGCUCUAUAUACCGCUCGAUUAAAUCCGUCGAGCCGUAUAACCAGGCCUUCUUUGGUAAGGUGAUGAUCGAGUCUCCGGAUGGACGCCACACCUUGAAACGAAAAUGGGAAACCAUUUUGCAAACCGCGAGAGCUAGUCAACCGGCGGGAGAGCCGCUGAAGCGCGAACUUGUUGCUGCCCUCGCCAUGAGUUUCUUGUUCAGCCUUGACGAGAACAACCACGUCGCCGAUGUCAACAAAGCAACGCGGACUUUCGUUGCCUAUCUCAUGAAGAUAAUCGACGAUGAGAUACUGAAUAACUACAUACCGCGUGAGUUACAAGAAGAAUCCGCACAGGCAGACGGUCACACGUUUGGAAAGCCCAUCUGGGAUUUCGAGUAUCCCGACUCUAGUUUCUUCGUUACUGAAGAUGGCCACGUUGGGUGUUGCAUAACGUCGACUGUGCCGGGUGAUAUCGUUGUCAUUGUGCCUGGAUGCACAUAUCCACUGGUCCUGCGACCCGAGGGCCAAUACUAUCACAUCAGGGGCUAUGCAUAUGUACAUGGAAUAAUGAUGGGGGAGAUUCAUUACUUGAAGCGGCAGGAUUUGAUGAUUCGUUGA